AUGGGGUUAUUCAGAAGUUUUCUCUUCCUCUUAGGCCUAUCCCUGCUGCAGGAGUCCAAUGCUUCCCUGGUUCAGCUGAAUAACAAUGGCUAUGAAGGAGUUAUCAUUGCUAUAGACCCUGCUGUGCCAGAAGAUGAAAAAAUAAUUGAACAGAUAAAGGACAUGGUGACUACAGCAUCUACUUACCUCUUUGAAGCCACAGAAAAAAGAUUCUUUUUCAAAAAUGUAUCAAUAUUAAUUCCUGAGAAUUGGAAGGAAAACUCUGAAUACAAGAGGCCAAAACAUGAAAGCUAUGAACACGCUGAUGUUUUAGUUGCACCACCUACCCUCCCAGGUAGAGAUGACCCAUACACCAAGCAGUUCACAGCCUGUGAAGAAAAAGGAGAAUAUAUUCAUUUCACCCCCGACUUUGUACUUGGAAAAAAACAAAAUGAAUAUGGACCAUCAGGUAGAUUGUUUGUCCACGAGUGGGCCCAUCUCCGCUGGGGAGUGUUUGACGAGUACAAUGAAGAUGAGCCUUACUACAGUGCUAAGUCAAAAAAAAUUGAAGCAACAAGGUGUUCCACAGGUAUUACUGGUAUAAAUAGGGUUCAUAAGUGUCAAGGAAACAGCUGUGUAACCAGAGCAUGCAGAACUGAUUCUAAGACAAAACUGUAUGAAAAAGAGUGUCAAUUCUUCCCUGAUAAAGAUCAAACUGAAAAAGCAUCCAUAAUGUUUAUGCAAGGGAUUGAUUCUGUUGUUGAAUUCUGUAAUGAAAAAAACCAUAACCGAGAAGCCCCAAGCCUACAAAACAAAAUGUGCAAUUCCAGAAGCAUAUGGGAGGUCAUUAGCAACUCUGAGGAUUUUAAAAGCACAACAUCUAUGGUGGCACCACCGCCUCCACCUGUCUUCUCAUUGCUGAAGAUCAGUCAAAGAAUUGCAUGUUUAGUUCUUGAUACGUCUGGAAGCAUGGGGGGUUAUAAUCGCCUAAAUCGAAUGAAUCAAGCAGCAAAACAUUUCCUGCUUCAGACCAUUGAAAACGGAUCCUGGGUGGGGAUGGUGCACUUUCAUAGUAAAGCCGAGGUUAAAAGUAAUUUAAUCCAAAUACUAAGCAGCAACGAAAGAAACAAGCUCCUGGAGAGUUUACCUACAGCAGCUUCUGGAGGAACUUCCAUCUGCAGCGGAAUUAGAUCAGCAUUUCAGGUAAUUAGAGAAAUAUCCUCCGAAAUAGAUGGAUCUGAAAUUGUGCUGCUGACCGAUGGGGAGGAUAACACUGCAGGGAGCUGUGUUGAGGAAGUGAAACAAAGUGGGGCCAUCAUUCAUUUCAUUGCUCUGGGACCAUCUGCUGAUGCAGCAGUCACAGAGAUGAGCACCAUAACAGGAGGAAGCCAUUUUUUUGCUUCAGAUGAAGCCCAGAACAAUGGCCUCAUUGACGCUUUCGCAGCCCUUGUGUCAGGAAACGCAGAUCUCUCCCAGCAGUCUCUUCAGCUUGAAAGUACAGGGUUAACACUCAACAAUAACCUCUGGAUGAAUGGCACUGUAAUAAUUGAUAGCACCGUGGGAAAGGACACAUUCUUUCUCGUCACGUGGAACAAACAGUCUCCCAUUAUUUCUCUCUGGGACCCCAGUGGAACACCUGUGGAAAGUUUCACAGUGGAUACAGGUUCCAAAAUGGCCUAUCUCAGUAUUCCAGGAACUGCAAAGGUGGGUGUUUGGACUUACAGUCUUCAAGCCAAAGAAAACUCAGAAAUAUUAACUUUAACAGUAAAUUCUCGGGCAGCAAAUUCUUCUGUGCCUCCAAUCACAGUGAAUGCUAAAGUGAAUAAAGACACAAACAGCUUCCCCAGCCCAAUGAUUGUUUAUGCAGAAAUUCUACAAGGGUUUGUACCCGUUCUUGGAGCCAAUGUGACUGCUUCCAUUGAAUCAACUGGUGGAAAAACAGAAGUUUUGCAACUUUUGGAUAACGGUGCAGGUGCUGAUUCUUUCAAGAAUGAUGGGGUCUACUCCAGAUAUUUUACAGCUUAUUCAGAUAAUGGCAGAUACAGCUUAAAAGUACGGGCUCACGGAGGAACAAAUGCUGCCACCCGGAGCUUAAGGCGUCCACCCAACAGAGCCGCAUAUAUACCAGGCUGGGUAGUGAACGGGGAAAUUGAAGGGAAUCCACCAAGACCUGAAAUUGAUGAGGAUACUCAGACAACCUUGGAGAAUUUCAGCAGAAUAGCCUCUGGAGGUGCAUUUGUGGUUUCAAAUGUUUCAACUCUUCCCUUGCCUGACCUGUACCCACCAAGUCAAAUCACAGACCUUGAGGCCACAUCUGAUGGGGAUGAGAUCAGUCUAACAUGGACAGCACCAGGAGAUGAUUAUGAUGUUGGAAAAGUUCAACAAUAUAUCAUAAGAACAAGUGGAAGUAUCCUGGAUCUAAGAGAUAAUUUUGAUGAUGCUCUGCAAGUAAACACUACUGAUCUGUUACCAAAGGAGGCCAAUUCCCAGGAAACCUUUGCAUUUAAACCAGGAAAUACCUCAGAAGAAAAUGCAACCCACAUAUUCAUUGCCAUUCAAAGUGUGGAUAAAAGCAAUUUGACAUCAAAAGUAUCCAACAUUGCACAAGUAGCUUUGUUUACUCCUCAAGCAGAUCCUAGUCCUGAUGAAACUACUCCUACUAAUCCAAGUCCCACGCCUGAAGAAAAUCAUACUAGUUCUGCAGUUCACAUUUCUUCAUUUGUAUUGCUAGUGGUUGGGUCUGCGGCAAUUGUUAGUAUUAUUUCAAGUACCGCCAUCUUAUCUUGAACAAGAAAAGCAAUUUAAGCAGACCUAGAAUGAGGUUUUUAAGAAUAACAACAAAAGUGAAAGAUACUUCUGAAUUUUUAAAUUCAUCCUGUGUGAUCAUGAACUCAUAAAAAUAAUUUAGAAAUGCUAGAAAUGAUACUUUGAUUAAAUAUAAACAUCCAGGGUGUUUGAAAAAUUGUAAGUCGAUAUUAAAAUUUAAUAAUUUUAUUUACACAUUAUUUUGUUUGUAAUAAAAAGUGAUAAAUAAAGAUCCG
This is a messenger RNA of Diceros bicornis minor, 3020 nucleotides long. RefSeq names its product calcium-activated chloride channel regulator 4-like. The transcript is spliced from 15 exons. Gene Ontology annotation, biological process: chloride transport. Bases 1 to 2766 code for a protein of 921 amino acids. The record is from RefSeq and is a predicted model, not a curated record. NCBI's taxonomy places the organism in Eukaryota, Metazoa, Chordata, Mammalia, Perissodactyla, Rhinocerotidae. Gene Ontology annotation, molecular function: intracellularly calcium-gated chloride channel activity.